AUGCCACCAACUGGAGGACCAAUGAUACCGCAACCGCCACACACACCAAAUAGUAAUCAAUCGCCAAAUAACAUGAUUAUUAACAAUAACAACAUAUCAAUGCCUCCAAAUGGGCCACAAAUGGGCCCAAAACCGGUGCCAAUCAUAUCGGGAAAGAUAUACCCGCCCGAGCAGUCAAUGGUGUUCAAUCCCGCCAAUCCAAACGCACCGCCCAUAUAUCCGUGUGGUAUCUGUCAUAAGGAGGUCCACGACAACGAUCAGGCGAUUCUCUGUGAGAGCGGCUGUAACUUCUGGUUUCAUCGGAUCUGUUCUGGACUUACAGAUAGGGCUUACUUUUUGCUCACACAAGAAGUAUACGCUGAAUGGGUUUGCGAUAAGUGUUUUCAAAGUAAAAACAUACCACUCGUUAAAUUUAAGCCAUGA
Oppia nitens is the source of this 423-nucleotide messenger RNA. It is a transcript of the gene pygo, whose product is annotated as protein pygopus-like. The record is from RefSeq and is a predicted model, not a curated record. The coding region runs from base 1 to 423 and encodes 140 amino acids. NCBI's taxonomy places the organism in Eukaryota, Metazoa, Arthropoda, Arachnida, Sarcoptiformes, Oppiidae. The transcript has a single exon.